Messenger RNA from Ramularia collo-cygni, 873 nucleotides. RefSeq names its product related to prenyl cysteine carboxyl methyltransferase Ste14. Bases 1 to 873 code for a protein of 290 amino acids. Gene Ontology annotation, cellular component: endoplasmic reticulum; membrane. The record is from RefSeq and is a predicted model, not a curated record. Gene Ontology annotation, biological process: C-terminal protein methylation. Lineage: Eukaryota; Fungi; Ascomycota; Dothideomycetes; Mycosphaerellales; Mycosphaerellaceae. The transcript has 2 exons. Gene Ontology annotation, molecular function: protein C-terminal S-isoprenylcysteine carboxyl O-methyltransferase activity.
AUGGCUCGCAAGUCGGCGACCAGCUUCGAGGGCCCAGCCAACGGACACGCGACCACUCCCUCAUCUCUCAAGGACGAGAAACCAACCAUGACCUCUCCUCUACAAGAAACCACCACCAACAGCAGUGCCGCGGACGUCGACGACGAAGAAAAGCCCAUUCCCUUCGACCCAUCGCUCCUACCAAACGGAUCCCGCGAUCUUUCCUUCAUCGGCCUCCAAGCCUUCUUCCUAGGAAUCACUCUCGCCACCAGCAUUCUCCUGACCCUCUACUUCCUCAGCAUAACCUCCGCAUGGUGGAGACUAUCCUCAUUCGUCACAUGCCUAAGCAUCUUCCAUUUCCUGGAAUACUACACCACAGCAAGAUACAACGCCCCCUCAACCCGAGCCUCCAGCUUCCUCCUCUUCAACAACGGCAGCGCGUAUGCCGCAGCACACACAUUAGCGACGCUAGAAAUCAUCCUCUCCAUCAUCUUCCCCAAAUACCACGCCGCGGGCCUCUAUCGUCCCCUAACCCUCACAGCGGGAGUGACUUUCAUCCUUCUGGGCCAGACGGUUCGAAGUAUCGCUAUGAAGCAGGCAGGAACAAAUUUCAAUCACAUCGUCGCUACGGAGCACAGGCAAAACCACAUUUUGGUCACGCGCGGAAUGUACGCUUACCUGAGACAUCCGAGUUACUUUGGAUUCUUCUGGUGGGCGAUUGGAACGCAGUUGCUGGUGGGGAAUAAAGUCUGCUUGGUGGGAUAUGCGGUCGUGCUUUGGAAUUUCUUUUACACUCGCACUAUUGUGGAGGAGAGAAACCUCGUCAAGUUCUUCGGACAACAAUAUGAGGAGUAUAGGAAACGGACUGGAACCUUGAUUCCUUUCGUUCCGUGA